AUGGCCUUGGGAUGUAUGUUAGCUCAGAUUGAUGACUCAGGAAAGGAGCGAGCUAUUUACUACCUAAGUAAGAGGAUGCUGGAGUAUGAAGUGAAAUAUGUUAUGAUUGAGCACCUAUGCUUAGCACUGGUUUGGGCUACCAGGAGAUUAAGGCAUUACAUGACAGAGUAUUCAGUGCAUUUGAUAUCCCACCUAGACCAGUUGAGAUACUUAUUUGAUAGACCUGCAUUGACUGGCAGACUGAUGAAAUGGCUUGUACUUCUGAUAGAGUUUGAUAUUCAGUACAUUUCUCAGAAGUCUAUUAAGGGAAGUAUUGUCGCCAAUCACUUAGCUUCACUACCGACAUCUGAUGACAGACCAGUUGAUGAUGAUUUUCCAGAUGAGGAGUUUGUUACUAUGAUCAGCUUAUUAGGAUGGUGCAUGUACUUCGAUGGUGCAGCCAAUCAGUCAGGGUAUGGGAUAGGUGUUCUGUUGGUAUCCCCUCAAGUUGAGUAUGAGGCUUGUAUCCUCGGUUUAGAGACUACAUUGGAGCUUGACAUUAGACAGAUGAAGGUAUUCGGUGACUCCAAUCUGGUACUCAGACAAAUUCAGGAAGACUGGAAGACUAGGGACGUGAAGCUUAGGCCAUAUCAUGCUUAUUUAGAGUUGUUGGUUGCGAGAUUUGAUGACUUGAGAUAUGUUCAUCUGCCUAGAACGCAAAACCAAUUUGUUGACGCCUUAGCUACUCUAGCUUCUUCUGUGGACAUUCCGAUUGAUGUAGUUAUUCGUCCAUUGCUAAUUGAGAUGAGGUCUGCACCCGCCUACUGUUGUUUGAUUGGAGAAACAGAGGUCCAAGAUGAUCUACCUUGGUAUCAUGACAUUUAUCAGUUUCUUAGAUCUGCCACAUACCCUGAGGUAGCCACUGCCAAGGAUCGGAGAGCACUGAGGAAUUUGGCCACUAGAUUUGUGAUUUGUGGAGAUACCUUAUACAGGCGAUCAGCUGAUGGAGCUACGCCUUACUCUCUAGUGUAUGGUAUGGAGGCUGUUUUGCCAGUCGAGACAGAGAUGGGCUCAUUGAGAGUAGCCCUUAAGCAACAGAUUUCUGAGACAGAAUGGGCUCAGACUCUUUAUUGUACAUCAGAUAUCCACACUGGGGCAUAUUCCCCUCUCCUCGAUGAGAUUGUGUUUAGGCAGUGGUACAAGAAUGGACGAUCAUUGUUUGUUGUUUACCUCAUGACUUUGAUAUCGGAUCUUAUACUGGGAUUGGAUUACCCGGAUGAGCAGUAUUUUAUGCACUUUGAGAUUUACCUUUUGAGAUUCGUAGAUAGAUGUGAGCACCCUGGAUACUGGGGUAUAUUUCCCUUCUUGGUUUCAGUAGUCCGACCCUUGACACCCUGA
Messenger RNA from Vitis vinifera (wine grape), 1377 nucleotides. RefSeq lists its product as uncharacterized. The coding region runs from base 1 to 1377 and encodes 458 amino acids. Gene Ontology annotation, molecular function: RNA-DNA hybrid ribonuclease activity; nucleic acid binding. The transcript has 6 exons. The record is from RefSeq and is a predicted model, not a curated record. NCBI's taxonomy places the organism in Eukaryota, Viridiplantae, Streptophyta, Magnoliopsida, Vitales, Vitaceae.